UUGUUGUUAUUAAUACUAUUUGAAGUGUGUUUUCUAGUGUAUGAUUUAAAUAUUUAAGUUGACACUUUUAUCAAAAGUAUAAUCAAUAAUUUUUUAGUAUGUCAAUUUAUUUAUUUUUGAUAAGCAAUUUUGACAACAUAAUUUUUACUUUUUUAGUACGUUUUGCUAGUUCCGUCUUUUUUCUUUUUUUCUUUUUAUUAUUAUUAAAAGAAAAAUCAAUAUGAACUAAAAACGCCGUGUUACGGAAAGGUGAAGGACAAUGUCAUGCACGAGUGUCGGAUCCUCAAGACCAAAACGACAAAAUUAUUUGCGUACCCAAAUAGAAGUUGCAAAUUCACCUUGCUUGCUUUUUUUUUUUUUUUUUUUAAUCUGUUUUCUCUUAAAAUCAGGGUAAAAUUAGUUAUCCGGCCAUGGCUUCUUCAAGGAAAUGGGCAAGCGUGAUAUCUUCUAUUGCUUCUUUUAUAUAUUUUCUUGUCAUUUUCCUUCAAAUUCCUCUUUUCAGAGUCCCUUGUAGAGGUGGAAUAUGUAAAACACCAAUGGAGGUCACAUCCUCUCAGUUAAUUUCUUGUCAACUGUUCCCUGCUGUUGCAGUGAAGGCUUUACUAUACCCGGGGGCCAUUGCAAAUGCUUUUCUCAACAACAAACCAAUCCCACUCUACAAUAACUUGCCAAAAUUGUACAAGUUCACCGUCUUCAACACUGCCCCUGCAAUCUCUGAUCUACAACGCCUAGAGGUUGUUGCAGGAAGCUAUUUGUCUGUGGCAGGAGCGGUUUUUGGUCUUAUGAAACCAGGGAGAAUGAGCCUCUUCGGAAUAUUACUUGUGAUAUGGGGUCUUGCUAGGGAAAUCCUAAUGAGAAAAUCAGCCCAUGUAUUCGGUAAAGACAUAUAUAUCUACCCAGCAAUGUCCAUUGCUAUGGUUUCUGCCUUCUUGUCUGUGAAAAAGGAUGUAAGGAAGAUAGUUCGUAGCUGCAAAGGUCGGCACGUUCAUAAAGCAAAACAUUUGUAGUUUGAAUCUUCCAAGCAAUUUUGACACUACUUCUCAAAAUCUUUAUCCCACUUUGUUGCUUUUCUUUAACUGGGCAUUAGAUUGCUAUUCUUUUAGAUGUUUGUAAAGGAAAGAAUAGAAAAUUUCACAUGGAGUAGAGAAAGUGAAACCUAUUUUGGGAUUGAAGUUUGUUGUAUUCAGGGGUGGCAUUAAACUCUUAGCAUGUCAUACUCAAUUGGCUUUUCACUUUCAAGAUUAUGGUACCGUUUACUCUACUUGUUGUAGCUUUUCUUUGUAUAGGUCUACUGACGUGAAAAAAGAAAAUUACAGUAGCAUUUGCCACUUUUCCUUCUUUUUUUUUUUUUUUUUUUUUUUUUUUUUUUUUAAGUUAUUGGUGACAACAUGACAUGGUGAAAUUUUAUCUAGCCAGUGUAUAAUAUUACUUAUCAAGAAAUUGUAAUUACAACCAAUUAUAUAGUAGGAAAGAGAAAAAAGAGGAAAAAAAAAAAAAAAAAAGGAUUGGCUUAUCGGAUCUCCUACCAUAUACGAACUUAAAGAGAUUUUCCUCAUGUACAAGACCACAUUGUCAAGUCCAUAACCAUCAGUUUCAAGACUUAAAUACUUCACAGACCAAGCCAAAAAAAAAAAAUUAAAAAAAAAAAAUUUGACGCGGGGCCAAACACUUUUUCCAAUUUGCUUAAUUUUGAUUGGUUGCUUUAGCCCCACUUAAUUGUCAAACCCAGAUGGUAAGAGAUAAAAAAUCUACUGUGGAUUUCUAUGAGGAAAAAUGUUAUUUAUCACAAACUUUUCUAUCAAAUCUUCAUUGUGUAUUUGGAUUUGGAGUCAUUGCUAACUUAGGCGUCUAGUAGGAUUCGGAUAUUUUGCUUGGUUGAUUUAUUAAAUCCUUCAUCGAAAUAUGAUGAGACUUUGGAACGGUGGUUUAAUUAAUGCUUCUUUCUUAUUUCACCAACAACAAAAAAAAAAAAAAAAAAAAAAAAAAAAAAAAUCAAAAACCUAUUUCUAAUCACUUUAUUGAGCAUGGAUUUAAGGGUCAGAAAGGAUUUUUUUUUUUUUUUUUUUUUUUUUUGGGUAGAAAUGAGGGCCUGAAAGGAUUUGAUUCCAAAAGGAAGUCCCCAUCAAUGAACAUGGAUAAUUAGGGAGAACUUUUUUUUUUAUAUAUACAAUAAUUAUGGAGAAUUUGAGGACUGAAAAAUUGAGCAUGUACCUGUUUUCUUAAAAAAGAAAAUGCUUUCUCAUAGUGGUAUGCAUCUGUGGACCAUAUGUUGCUAUUGCCUACUGAGGCACGAGGUUUUUGCGGCUUAAAUUGGGAAAGAUACAACUGCAUGCACAUGGCAUGAAGUUUAGAAAAUAAAAAAGUUUGGACAAGACUAUGCUUUACAGAACCAUUUUAUGAUUUUUUUAAAAUUUUUUGAUAAUCUUGAAGCAUUUUAUUAUUGGUAGUGAUAAGGCUAACUUGUUUGAUGUCAAUUUCCCUUGCUGUGAUAUUUCUCGUUACUCCAAGCUAGCAGGAAAAUAGGCCAUUACAAGUGAUCCUUAUUUUACAAUUCUAUUUCCUUUUGUUUUUGUUUUUUGGUGGUAGAAUUACAGUUCUAUUCUAUUCCCCCCCAACUCAAAAGUAGGUUAUAUGUACUAGUCUGCGAUGAUCUCUUUACCUUAAAGCAUUGCUGCUGAUCCAAUUACGAUGAAAGUGCUUUGUUUUUUGCUUCGCCCAUUUACUUUUCCCUCAUAUUGGGUCUCUAUUUACCCCCCCCCCCCC
Messenger RNA from Ziziphus jujuba (common jujube), 2763 nucleotides. RefSeq lists its product as uncharacterized. The record is from RefSeq and is a predicted model, not a curated record. The transcript is spliced from 3 exons. Bases 411 to 1007 code for a protein of 198 amino acids. NCBI's taxonomy places the organism in Eukaryota, Viridiplantae, Streptophyta, Magnoliopsida, Rosales, Rhamnaceae.